AUGGCUUCUGUGGGGUUGCCUGGAGAGAAAUCUCCACUUACUGUGAAAGUGGUGUCAGCAAAGCCCAAGGCACAGGGGCGCCAGGCUCGGAUCACCUGCUUCGUGGAGGUGACGGCGGAUGGGCUCACCAGCGAGACCAAGAAGACAGCAAAGCGGAUCGGGAGCUCAGAGCUGCUCUGGAACGAGAAUCUUGUGCUGAAUGUCACCUCACAAAGCCACCUUGACGUGAAACUCUGGAGCUACCACACCCUGCGGAACGAGUUGCUGGGCACAGCCUCCAUCAGUCUCCCCAGUGCACUGAAGCAGAGCAAAGGGAAAGCGGAAAACAAGCAGCUGACCUUGAACCUGCAGAUGGAGAACAAAGGCUGCCUUGUCUCUGGUGGGGAGCUGACCAUUUUCCUGGAUGGACCCAGUAUUGAUGUGGGAAGCUUGCCUAACGGCAACAUCGUGACGGAGGGGUCCCAGGCAGCUGGGAGAGACCCCUGUGGUCUGGCCUCGUCCCCAGAGAGCAGGCACCAGGCCCCCAGCACCAACUGCUUUGGCGGCAGGUCCAGGGCACACAGACAUGUGGCUGGAGUGGCCAGGCAGAGCACGGCCAACGGGGAGCAAAGCCCCAGUCCCAGAGCCCAGCAGCAGCCAGCAGGCAAGACCCAGAGUGGCACAGUGAAUGGCACAGUGAAUGGUGAACCUGCCAGUUCCACCCUCGAUGUCCCUGAAGAUGAACAGGCUGUGCCACCUGAGGCUGUGUCAGGUGCGACCUCCAGCUCUGGCACAGCUCAUGACUCUCCAAGGGCAGGGGAAUCUGCCCCCAGCUCAGAGGCCCAGCCUUCUCAGCCAGCAGCACAGACUCUGGAGGUGCUGCCCUCUGGGUGGGAGCAACGAGAGCUGCCAAAUGGGAGAGUGUAUUACGUGGACCACAACACAAAGACCACCACCUGGGAGCGCCCUCUUCCGCCAGGCUGGGAGAAACGAGUGGAUCCCCGUGGCAGGUACUACUAUGUGGACCACAACACUCGCACGACCACGUGGCAGCGCCCCACCGCUGAGUACGUGCGCAACUAUGAGCAGUGGCAGAGCCAGCGCAACCAGCUUCAAGGAGCCAUGCAGCAAUUCAGCCAAAGAUUUCUCUACCAGUCGUCGGGUGCCCCGUCUGACAAUGACCCGCUGGGCCCCCUUCCUCCUGGCUGGGAAAAAAGACAGGACAACAGGCGAAUCUACUACGUGAACCACAACACCCGCACCACACAAUGGGAGGACCCCCGCACCCAGGGGAUGAUCCAGGAGCCAGCGCUGCCACCUGGCUGGGAGAUGAAGUAUACAAACGAGCGGGUGCGUUACUUUGUGGACCACAACACCCGCACUACCACCUUCAAAGACCCCCGUCCCGGGUUUGAGUCAGGGAGUAAGCAAGGUGGGUCACCUGGAGCAUAUGACCGAAGCUUUCGCUGGAAGUUCCACCAGUUCCGCUUCCUUUGCCAUUCCAACGCGCUGCCCAGCCAUGUCAAGAUCAGUGUCUCUCGGCAAACACUCUUCGAAGAUUCCUUCCAGCAGAUCAUGAACAUGAAGCCUUAUGAUCUGCGGCGUCGACUGUACAUCAUCAUGCGUGGGGAGGAGGGCUUGGACUACGGCGGAAUUGCCCGUGAAUGGUUCUUCCUUCUGUCCCACGAGGUGCUCAACCCCAUGUACUGCUUGUUUGAAUACGCUGGCAAGAACAACUAUUGCCUGCAGAUCAACCCUGCCUCGUCCAUCAACCCCGACCACCUCACCUACUUCCGCUUCAUUGGCAGGUUCAUCGCCAUGGCUUUGUACCAUGGCAAGUUCAUUGACACGGGCUUCACACUGCCCUUCUACAAGCGCAUGCUGAACAAGCGGCCGACCCUCAAGGACCUGGAGUCUAUCGACCCCGAGUUCUACAACUCCAUCGUCUGGAUCAAAGAGAACAACCUAGAGGAGUGCGGCCUGGAACUCUACUUCAUUCAGGACAUGGAGAUUCUGGGCAAGGUGACCACCCACGAACUGAAGGAGGGUGGAGAGAGCAUCCGGGUCACUGAGGAGAACAAGGACGAGUACAUCAUGUUGCUGACAGAUUGGCGGUUCACCCGGGGUGUGGAGGAGCAGACCAAGGCCUUUCUGGAUGGCUUCAAUGAGGUGGCACCUCUGGAGUGGCUGCGGUACUUUGAUGAGAAGGAGCUAGAGCUGAUGCUGUGUGGCAUGCAAGAGAUUGACAUGAGUGACUGGCAGAAGAACACCAUCUAUCGGCACUACACCAAGAACAGCAAGCAGAUCCAGUGGUUCUGGCAGGUGGUCAAGGAGAUGGACAACGAGAAGAGAAUCCGGCUUCUGCAGUUUGUGACGGGGACUUGCCGGUUGCCAGUUGGAGGAUUUGCUGAGCUUAUUGGCAGCAACGGGCCCCAGAAGUUCUGCAUUGAUAAGGUUGGCAAGGAGACCUGGCUUCCCCGUAGCCACACAUGCUUCAACCGCCUGGACCUGCCUCCCUACAAGAGCUACGAGCAGCUGAAGGAGAAGCUCCUUUACGCCAUUGAGGAGACAGAGGGCUUUGGGCAAGAGUGACUCCAAAGAGACCCUCCUGGGAAGCCAUCCUGAAUACCUGGAAAUGGAGCCAAAUCUCCAGGAAGGAAGGAAGGUGGAAGGAGGUGGCUUUGUGGAAGAGGGAUUGCCCAGGCCUAGAUCUUGUGGUUGGAGAAUUAGAGGCUGCAGAAGGUGCUCCCCUUCUCUGCCCCCCCCCCAAAAUAUUCAGUUGCUUUCCAGCAGAGCAGUGGCUGCAAGUGGUAUCCACCUCCUUCCCUGUGGAUUCCUUGUACCAGUUUCUGAGCUAUGCAGCCAUUCUGCCCCACCUAUGGGCCUCAUGGGCUUUUGUCGUAGCUGCCUUUUAAAGCAAUCCAGACCCACCCCCCACUGGUACCAGCCCACCAGGACAUCCUGAACAUUAUGUCAAGGCAUUCUGCACAGGAAAAAAGAGCACUUUUGAGAAUUCCCCCCUUGCCAAGGACACUGGAGUGUGUUGCGAGCCCCUGCUCCAGAUAGCUGCUGGGGAUCGGUAGAGGCAGGAUUUCCUACAACUUUCCAAACCCACCUCCUCUUUCCUGAGGCCUUUUCCCACUCCCUGUGCUGAUAGGUGAGGCUUCUGUGCCCUGCAACCAUGCUGGUUUUCUGCUGAGAGCAGUGGGCAGGAUUUGGCCCACAUCCCAGGCUCCUCUCCUCCCCAAACCCAUGAAGCAGAAGACAGGGCAGGGCCCCAGGCAGUCCCCAGCUGUGUCAUGGAGCAGGAUCUGGGCUGUUCAAAGCAGCAAAUGGGUACCCCACUCAACCCCAAAGGCUAUAGACAAAGAGCCCUCAGGAAGAGAGAGGAUGGCCUUUGGCCAGAUUGCAGGGGAGGCCAAACCAGGCUUCAGCCAAGCAUGGAGAACCUGAGUCUCCUGAUCUGAGCUGUUCCAAGUCUUGUUGGAAGUGGGGCAUCUUCUUUUUCUGGAAACAUUGGUGCCCAGUGAGCUGCAAGAUUGUAGGGGGAAGCCUUCACCUUGAAUGUCUACAAAACAAGUUAUCCCAAGUGCAGAACUCUGAACUAUUUUGCACUAAAAGGCAGGAAGAAGGGGCAGGGGGCGAACCAGAAGAAUCCCCUGUCUUUAUUUCUGGAUGUUUUUUUUUAAAAAAAAUCCUCUGAUUGGAGUAUGUGUGGCUGGCACACCCUGAGAACAGGGACCAGAUGCAAGAGUGGGAGUGGCAUACGUCUGUGUGUGUGUCCUAUGUCUACAUGGCGGAUGGUGGGGAUGCCUCAAGCCUCCACAGCAAGGUGUAUGUCUGCAUAUGAGAGCUGGACUGUGUGUGCGCGCGUGUGUUCAUUUGUUUGUAAGUAAGUGUGUAUAUAAAAUGUGUAUAAAAAUGUGUAUAUAAAUGUCUGUGGAUACAAAGAAUUGCAAUAGCUUUUGAUGGGGAUCCUGGAUAGUUUUGUACUGCAUCAUCCUGCCUCAGUGACGCCAAUUUCUUGUGCAAUAAACAAUCCGCAGCUGCU
This is a messenger RNA of Podarcis muralis (Common wall lizard), 4030 nucleotides long. It is a transcript of the gene WWP2, whose product is annotated as WW domain containing E3 ubiquitin protein ligase 2. Gene Ontology annotation, biological process: proteasome-mediated ubiquitin-dependent protein catabolic process; protein K63-linked ubiquitination; regulation of monoatomic ion transmembrane transport. The record is from RefSeq and is a predicted model, not a curated record. Gene Ontology annotation, cellular component: cytoplasm. NCBI's taxonomy places the organism in Eukaryota, Metazoa, Chordata, Lepidosauria, Squamata, Lacertidae. Gene Ontology annotation, molecular function: RNA polymerase II-specific DNA-binding transcription factor binding; ubiquitin protein ligase activity.